AUGAAGUCCAGUGCCACUCUUGUCGGUUUUCUUCUUCUUCUCACGGGUUUGUGUCAAGCGGCUCUCAAAAUCACAACAAAAGUAGAAGUGACUGCGCAAGAGGAGAAAUUUCGAGAUAAUGAAGGUUAUGAGGCGAUUCGCGAAAUCCAUCGAGAAAUGGACGAUGAUCAUUCCGGAUCCAUCGAUAGGAAUGAGUCCACUGGGUUUCUCAAAGAAGAUAUGCACAUGCGCGGUUCGGAGAGAACAAGAAGAGAGAACAAAUUUCACGGAGACGAUGAUUCGAUAACCGUUGAUGAUUUGUGGGAAGCAUGGUUCGAGAGUACUGAACGAUCAUGGACAAACGAACGGUUAGUCGAAUGGCUUACUGUCGAUGUCAGUCUACCAACAAUCGCUGAAGUCGUAAAACGCAAAAAUCUCGAUGGAAAGGUUCUUCCCCGCUUUGCCACCCAGAAUCCAGAAUUCUUAUCGAAAGAACUUGGUAUCAAAUCUUCAGUUUAUCGACAAAAACUUCGACUAAACUCGUUGGAUUUGGUUUUAUUCGGUUAUCGCGACAAUAACAACAAGCUCAAAGAUGGUCUCCUUGCAUUUUUGGCUCUUUUGUUAACAUCGCUUCUAUAUUUGUACAUAAGACAAAGGCAAAAAGCUCACCAGAAGGUUCUCGAGCUGUCCACAAGACUCUCCGAGUUGAAGACGAUGGAAUCGGAAUUUGAAGACGUGCAGAAAAUGCUGAAUGAUGAGAGGAGCAAAAGAUCAACAGCUGAUGGAGGAGUCAGUCAGACGGAAGUCGAGUCUCUGAGGUAUCAGCUGGAAGAAGCUGAAAGAAGACUUGAAGCAAACAGCAACGGAGCUGGAACACCGUUGGCUCUUCAGCCUUUGUUGCGGAGGACAUGUGAGAAUGAAAUGACAUAUUUGGAAAAACAACGGCAAGAAUGCUUCAAAGAAAUGAAAGAAGCUAUCGAAAUGGUUGAUCGGCUACAAAAGAAACAAGGAAGUGUUUUGUCUUCUUUGAAACUUGCCACUGGCGCUUCUUCCACAAGUGAUCAAGUGGAUUCGAGGAUUUUCGCUUUAAAGAAUCGGAUGGAGAAGAUUCACGCUUUAACAAGAGAAACUCAAGAAAGAUGGAUGCAGAUUGAAUCGCUUUGCGGAUUUCCGAUAUUAUAUCUUAAUGAAAGCGAGCACCUCAACCAUUCUGCUUCAUCGUCUUCGCACUUUUACAAUAAUCAUUCAGAAGGGUCUACGACGUCUUCAUCCAGCGCAAAUAUGAAUCGACCGAAAUUCUCUACUGUGAGCAAGGCGAACUCAACGAAUAUUCCACUAAUUCAACAGAAAAUGAAUGGUGUCCAUAAGCAUCAUCAUGGAUCGCGAGAUUCGCUGUUGACCGAGAAGAUGCCGGAACCAUCGUCGCAGAAAAAUGAUGCGCUGAUUUCUUUUCAGCCGACAGAAAUAACAAAAUCUAUUCAAGAUGAUGCUCAAUCGAUCGAAACCGUGUCUUCGGUAGUCACAACGUCAUCAGAAGCAAAGAAAAAACGCUCAGUAUUAUCGAAAAUGUUCCGCAAAACUGCCUCAAAAGGAAGUGUUGCGAGUUCAUAG
Molecule: messenger RNA, 1590 nt
Organism: Caenorhabditis bovis
Lineage: Eukaryota; Metazoa; Nematoda; Chromadorea; Rhabditida; Rhabditidae
Source: the annotation of a GenBank genome assembly